CACUGCCUCAUUACUCUUCCACACUCUGCUUUGAUAACUUGCACCUUGAUUCUUCAUCCUUCGUCCACAACCACAGGAAGGUCAUGGGAAAUGCACACAGUGAAGGAAUUCCCAGAGAGAUCCUGGAUGACCUUAAGCUGACUACCAGGUUCUCAGUAUCUGAGAUCACCCAGUGGUAUGAGAACUUCCAGAAGCAGUGUCCUACUGGUCGCAUCACACUACAACAGUUCGAGGAGAUCUAUGCGAAAUUUUUCCCAGAGAGUGAUGCUAAGGCUUAUGCAAAACACGUUUUUCGGUCAUUUGACACCAAUGAUGAUGGUACAUUAGACUUUAAAGAGUACAUUGUUGCACUUCACAUGACCUCCUCGGGCAAGUCAUCCUUGAAGCUGGAGUGGGUCUUCUCACUGUUUGAUGUGGACAAGAAUGGUUACGUCACAAAACCUGAAGUGACUGAACUCAGCCUGGCAAUUUUCAAUCUCAUACCAAGAGAGAAGCAGGCAAAUCUUCCCAGUGAUGAGAGCACGCCAGAGAAGAGAGCAGAGAAACUCUGGGGCUUCUUUGACAAAAAGGACAAUGAACGAGUCGCAGAGGGAGAGUUCAUCCAGGCCAUUCAGUCAAACGAUGCUGCACUACGGCUCAUUCAGUACGACCAUAAAUGACACAACGGGAUCAUGUUCAUGCAAACGGCAGUUUUGUCAUGCUUGAUUUCAUGUGCAUUUGUUUUAUAUUAAAUGUGUUCAACAAAGAUUCGCCAUCCUUGAUUUGUGUCGCCAAUGUAUUCUGCUAGUUUCACAUGGUCCUAUCUUUUUAUUAAAGCAACUGUGUGUAAGGUUUUAUUUGCCCUGAAAUAUCAACGUCAUUUUGGUGGUACAUUGCUUCUAAUAAGACAAAAACAAGGCUUUUGAUUGUUUACCACAUUCCCUCUAAAUGCCUGGUCUGGGUGUAUGUAAGUUCAGCGAAAUUCUGCCAACAGGGCAGAUUGCUUUAUGGGAGCAACAAAUGCACGUGUACAGCUGUCUAAUAUAGGUGGCACCAAAGUCGAAAAAAUAUAUACAAAACUACAUACAGUUGCUUUAAGCGAUAGAUGCCAUUUUUAAAAAUAGUUGCAAUGUUGUAUUCUAUUUCAUUUGAUUGUAAUUUCUAGAAUUUGUGUAUGUUUGAAUUUCUGUCAUGCAUUUGUUGAAUUAGAGGUUUGUAUGCAUGGCACUUUGUUUAAUCACAUACCUUAUAAUUCUAAUAGUCUUUUUUUUGGAUUGCAGUUAUGUUCAGUUGAUGUUUGCCAUUGUUUAGUGUCGAUUUGAACAUUUUUAUUAUUCUCUCACAUUAAGAUGGUGUCAUUUCAUUGUAUGUUAAUCCAAACAAGCUUCUCAUGGUUUAUUUUUGCACUAUAUUACAUUGUUUUCCUAAUACUAUUAUUGUAUGACAGUCGUGUAAACAUGACAUUUUUUACUUUUUCCUCCAAACAGACUAUUAUUGGUUGGUUACUGAUUGAUUGAUUGGAAUAUUUAAAAAAUAACAACAAAUGCAAUUUUGUGUAUACUUUUACUAUAAUGUGAUUAUGUAUUCCAUAACCUGAUCAUCAGUGAUAGAACAUUGGCUUAAAAACAUGCUAAACAUAUUCUCUCUUCUCUUGUCCUUUUUUGUGAUUUUGAUGUUCUUUCUAACCGUUUCUCAUUCUCUCUAUCUCUCACUUGAUCUUGGUCUUUUACUCUGGAGAUUAUUCACAUCUUCUGUCCAACUUUUGAAAGCAUCUGUCUAAGGCUGCUAGAAUUCCAGAUUGUUUUUUG
Molecule: messenger RNA, 1787 nt
Organism: Carassius auratus (goldfish)
Lineage: Eukaryota; Metazoa; Chordata; Actinopteri; Cypriniformes; Cyprinidae
Product: visinin-like
Exons: 4
Coding region: 84-659 (191 amino acids)
Molecular function (GO): calcium ion binding
Source: RefSeq, a predicted model, not a curated record